Molecule: messenger RNA, 726 nt
Organism: Lotus japonicus
Lineage: Eukaryota; Viridiplantae; Streptophyta; Magnoliopsida; Fabales; Fabaceae
Product: LOB domain-containing protein 27-like
Exons: 2
Coding region: 1-726 (241 amino acids)
Source: RefSeq, a predicted model, not a curated record
AUGAAAGGAGGUAUUAACAAGGCUUGUGCUGCCUGCAAAUACCAAAGAAGAAGAUGUGCAAAGGAUUGCGCUCUAUCUCCCUAUUUCCCUGCUGAUAAGCCCAAAAUGUUCAGCAACGCUCAUCGUUUGUUUGGGGUGUCUAACAUCAUCAGAAUUCUCAAGCAGGUUGAGCCAGAUGAAAGGGACGAGGCUAUGAAAUCUAUUAUUUAUGAGUCAGAUAUUCGUGCCAAGUAUCCCCAACAAGGUUGCUAUGGUGUUAUUUUGCAGUAUCAAGCUUUGAUUUACAAGGCUAUGGAAGAACUUCGGUAUGUUCAAAUGUUGCUAGCUUUUAUUAAACAAGCUCAUCAUCAUCCGAGACAAAAUCAAAAUCUUGUAUUAAUGGAUAAUUCUGGUGGAGAUAUAGAUGCAAAACCUAAUUUGACUCCAAUACAAGAUGUUCCUAGGGCAAUCAGUACUAAUUAUUUUAACAUAAUUGGGUCUACAUCUAGUGAAAUUACUAAUGCUGGUUCUGACAUCGAAGCAAAAUCUGCUCUCAACACUUAUGCUGUUGAAAAUUAUGAUAUAGUCGCAAAAUGUGAGAAAUUGAAUUUGAUGGAAGUGGAAGGACCCUCCAAUUGCAAUGAAUUUGACAUUUCUCAAUAUAUGUCGUUUAAUGUGUUUGAAAACACGGGCAAAUCCAGUGAGGAGCCGACAUCAACGGAGGAUUCAUCCUGGGAAAACAUAUGA